UACAAUAUAGUGCAAACUGCAAGUAGAAUAUUGUGAAUUGUUUUUAAAUAAAGUACUACAUUAUUAUGAUAUAAAUUAAACCAGCUAAAUUAUUAAGCAAACAUGAAAAAUAAACCUGUAAAGCAUAAAACCACAAAUACAUUCCGUUUUGUGCCCUUUGCUGAGCGAAUAAAUUCAAUAGAUAUUCGCCAUGCUGCUCUAUAUCAUAUUGAACAUGCUUAUUCAAGUCAGCCAGGCGAAAAUGAUACUCACUUCCAUUUGGCGUUACAAAAAUGGCAUGGUCUAAACUUGACUGUAAAUUUUAAGAAAUUUAAGAAGGAUGUCUUUGGCAUAGUAACUGUGCCACAACUAAUUCACAAAAAGGAUGAAGUAUUAAAUACUUUAGAAGAAUAUUUAAAAUUAGAAGAUCAGUUGUGUUUACAACCUUUACUGGAAAUCUUAGUUUCAUUAGCAAAAGACUUACGCAGUGACUUUUAUCCUUAUUUUCCGAAAUUUCUGGACAUACUUAUAACAUUAUUAAACACAAAGGAUGUAGAAAGGUUGGAGUGGACAUUAGUAUGUCUAGCCUUCUUAUUUAAAAUACUGAAACCUUACUUGAAGAAAGACAUUGGGGUGAUACUUAAACGAAUCAUACCUCUGUUAAGUGAAUCCCAACCACAGUAUAUAAACAAUUUUGCAGCUGAAAGCUUUGCAUUUGUAGCAAGAGAUAUAAAAGAUAAAAAGAAAUUCAUUGAGCUCAUUCUUGAAUAUCUGGAGACAAAUGAUGAUGCUAUUACUGGCUGUGGACAUCUCUUGUUUGAAAUUAUGAGAGGCGUUAGUAAUAAAUUUCAUAGUUGUAUUGAAAAUUUUCUUCCCAUUCUGUUUGGGCAUCUUAAAGAUAAAAAAGAACACCAAGCUAUCUUAUUCAAAGUACUGACACAGACUAUUGAAGAUUGUCUUCAUGGUAUAUCACCGACAGAAUUUAAUGUUUUCUGGACGCAUAUGCAGAAGUUUACUGAACAUUUUUUGAAGGAAGAUGAUGACAAUCCAGGUUUAGAAUACAUUUUAAGAUUGGCAGGGCAAGUGAUUGAACAUAUGAAUGGCAAAUGCCUGACAAAUCCACAACAAUUCACCCUUCUUUUAGUCAAAGUUAUCUGCGAGCAGUCAUCAGAAAAAGUAUUGGAAGUGUGCUCGCAGAUUGGGGCCUUGAUGCUCCUUUCAUCACAUAUUUCUUUAUCUCAAGAACAUGCUGGCAUUUUAGUUAAAGUAUUACUUCCAUUGCCAUAUCCUAAUAUACUGAUUAAUUUUGUGCAAAGUGUCGUUAAUUAUUCACAAUUCGAUAUACAUAUUCUGCCUGCUUUUAUAAAAUUCAUUAUUCAGUCAAAUUUUGAAAGUAAUGCAAUGUUAACUCUUGCUAAAAUAUGCCUUUCAAAGUCACCCUUAUCCAAAAAUGGUUUAAAGCUUUUUGAGUGGGUUAAAUAUCCUGUUGACUUUGGAAAAGGAUUACCACAAUUAAUGGAAUAUGCCAAAAACAUAUUGAGUGACGAUAUUGAUAAUAUAAUUGCACAUCCAACUAAAUUGUUAAAUUUGCUGUUUUCAUUACCACACAUUGAAAAAGUGGAUGUAGAAUUUUGUAUUAAAAUGUUAAGUGAUCUAAUAUCACAGUUAUUCAAAGUAUUGGAUGGCUAUAAUCUUGAAGACCAAGCAAAUCAAAAUAAACUGCAUUGUGAGAAAACUAAUUUAUCAAAAUGUGCUAGAAAAGUAAUAUUUCUCAUAGCGACUGCAAUGGAAUGUGCUAUACAUAUAUCAAAUUGUCAAAAAUUGAAGAAAAUAUGUGACAUUGAUACUUUAUUGCCUAAGUUAUUACCAUGUGCAGCAGACCCAAAUUACUUGGUGGCUUUACACCUGGUUGAUUUGUAUUUGACAGCCUAUGAACAGGAAAAUGGUUUAACAUAUAACUUUCUGUUAUUAGUAGAUUCAUAUUUGAGAAAAAACGUAUCUUCUCCAUUUCAUAUUGUUCGUCUAUUAACAACUCAUAUUUAUAAAUUAUUUGAAAAUGUAGAAGAAUUGAAUAAAACUGUACAAGUAGGAGGUGAUGUUGAGAGAUUUUCAGUUUUCAGUAAUUGUUUUACAGUGGAGUCCAUAUCAUCUUCUAUACAAGAAUAUAGAAUGCAGUUAAAUCUUCUACAAAAAAUGACUUUUAAUACAACCCAAUAUGAACUUGCAAAGCAAACUGAUUUCCAUCUAUUUGGCCUAAAUUAUAUGUUAGGAGUUUUGUAUAUCAACUUUAAACUUUUAUGGGAACCUGUGACGGAAUUUGUUGCGGGUUUCGGUAACGCACUAAAUGCGGAAGACUUUUGGCCUACAUUUUAUGAGACAUUAGAAACAGCUUUUGCUAAUGCUAAAAUAAAGUUAAAUGAGUUUAAUUUUGAAGAUGACCUUGAUAGCAAUGACAAGAUGUUAAUAGAAAUAAGCACAGAUUAUAGCAAUAUAUCAGAAAGGCCAGACCUGUACAAUUACAGAAAUCUAAUGUUGAGGAUUAUGACAAAUUGUAUUCAAGUUUGUGAGGCUAAAAAUAGAGAUGUAGUCAAUCUCUUCUUAAAGUUUAUCGAGGAAGAGUACAGGCAAAAUGCGUCAGUGAAUACACUUCGAAUUAAUGUAGAAACAUACAAUAAAUCAAAAAUAGAUACAGAAGAUGAUGAACAUAAUGUAGAGGUUGAAGAAGAAAAUAAUGUAGAAAUUCCUGAAGAAGAAAUAAAAGAUUCAGUGUCGGGCAAAAAUGUGUUCAAAACUCUUAUAAAUAUUAUGCAAGUAUUGGCACAAUUUAAAAAUCCAAGAGCUCUACAUAAAGAACCUGUAUUUUGGGAAUUAUACCUUGAGUUUUUAAAACAUAAAAAUCCAGGUCUCCAGAAAUUUGCUUUAGAUUGCAUCCUUAACUAUAAGAACAAAAGUCUUGUACUAUAUAAAUCAAAUCUACAGAACUUAGUUGAUGAAAAGAAGUUUAAAGAUGAAUUGACACAAUUUAAAAUAACAGAAGAUUCUCAAGCAAUUCAACCUGAGCAUAGAGAACAUGUAAUACCAAUUGUGCUAAGAAUACUUUAUGGUAAAAUGACUUCUAAGUUAGGUGCAGACAAAAAGGGAGGAGGUCAAAUAAGACGAUCUUUAGUCAUGAGGUAUUUGAGUGGAUGUAAUGAAGACGAGUUAAAAUUAUUUAUAGAAAUGGCAUUCACUCAUUUUAAGCAAUACAUGGUUAUGGAACCGAAAGAAAUAUAUGCAGAUAUUGCAAACAAUAUAGACCUUAAAUCUGUCAUUAGCCCUGGAAAGUUGCACAGUGUUUUAAAUCUUUUUGAUGUUGUUCGAGAAUAUUUUGGAGGCUAUAUGAAAGAUAAAUUACUAUCAGAUUUUUUGAAAAUAUUUUUCGCGGUUUGCACAAACUUAUCUAGUGUCCUGCAAAAUUUUGAAAAAGUUCACGUAAGUUAUGUCAAAGUUAUGAAACACCUUCGGACCUUAUCAUUAGGUAUCCUAGGAAAAUUAUUUGAUCAAUUCGAUAAAUAUGUUUGGACUAAAGAUGAGCUGUUUGUCAUUUUUCAAACCUUAUUAUGGCCUCUUGUGCCUCGUUUGCAUAUAGAGGGCAUUCAUAGUCCCACAGUAUUGUUAAAACUACUUAACAUUUGGUGUCAAAACCCCCGAUAUUAUAUUUUGCUUAUAACAUGUUCAGAAGAAGAUACUUCGCUUAGUCCUUUACCUGCGAUAUUUAAACUACUGUUGGCACCGAAAACUCAUCCCGGAGUUGUCAAUUUAAUUUUGGAUAUGAUUGAGAAACUUGUUACCUUGACAGAAGAUGAAGAAGAAAAAGACAUUCCUAGAAUAGAGUCUUUUAAUACUUUGAAACUUGGUGCAGAUAUCAAACCUGACAUGAAUUUCGGCAGUAAAAUUUUAAUUCCUCAUCUACCAAGUAUUUUGGAGGUUAUGAAGAGGAGAAUUGCUAAUUCGGCGAAAUCUAAUACUGUUAAUAAAAGAGAUCUUUUAAUUUUAUCAAGGGUUACAGAAAUGGUUACAACCCCUGAGUUGUGUGAUGAAUUAUUAAGUCUAUUAUUACCGAUAUUAGUAAAGAAAGUAUGCAUGAAUAUGGCUGAAGAAAAUAUGGAACAUGCUGUUAAUACCAUUAUAAAUUUACUUGGUCAUAGCUCAAAUCCUCAACAUUACAUAAAAAACAUUGCCGUCUUAUUUAAUAAAGUUGGGCCAGUAGAGGUUAGGAAACUCCUCAUUAAGUUACUGUCUUCGAUAGCAGAAAACACAGCCAUUGACAAAGAUAAAUUAUUAAAAAUGGCUCAUGUAAUAACAGAAAUGAAUGCUUUUAAUAAAAGAUGGAUUGAACAACCAGAUUUCGACCGACGACUUGAUGCUUACAAACUGAUAUAUCAAAUGUUGGAAGCGAAUGAAAUUGAUGUCGACCUUACAAUUUUAAUCGUUAACAAUUGUUUUUACUUUAUCCGAACCGAGAAAGACAUAGGAUUACGAGAUAGUGCGGGAUUAUGCUUAAAGAAAAUUCUUCCUAAAUUAUUAACUAAAUAUCGUUCAGCGACCGAUGGUCAGUUUUUAGUUCGGGAUACAGUACUUGCACUUAUAUCAACUGGUAUAAGAGAUAGCAAGAAUGAUUUUUUGCGCAAUGAGAGUCUAACAUUGCUGGGAGAGUUAGUGCGAGAAUGUCCAGAUGCUGAUGUAGUAUUAUCUGAUUUAGCUCCUUUAACUAAUAAAGAAGAUAUAGAAGUUGAUUUCUUUGAAAAUUCUUGUCACUUGCAAUUACAUAGACGAGUAAGAGCGCUACUAAAAUUCAGUAAAGUAGCUAAAAAAAUGAUUAAAUGCCCUACACCUAGAACACUUACUAACUUUAUUUUGCCUUUAGCUUCAAUUUAUAUUUGUGACGAUAAAUAUAGUGAUAAGAAUUCUCUCAUAGAUGCCUGCAUUGAAGUAAUUUCAACUUGCUGCAGAUUAUUACCAUGGUAUCACUAUGAAGUUAUACUGAAACUAUAUUUAAAUAAAAUGAGGCAUACAUCAGAACACCAAAAACAGCUGACACGAAUAUUGAUCGGUAUACUGGACGCAUUCCAUUUUGAUUUCUCUAAAGUUAAAAAUAUUGAAUUGCCGAAAGCAUUGACUGCUAGCAUAAGGGGCAAUAACAUGAACACAGGGAAAUCAGGUUCACGUGAUCAAGUAACAUCCGAGGAAAGUAAAAAUAAGGAAGGUAGUGAUUCAGAAAGUGAAGCUGAUGAAAAUCAAGCAAUUAGUAAAGCAGGUGAACAAAUAGAAGAAUUGGAAUCUGAUUUACUUUUAGCAGAAGAAAAAGAAGAAGAAAGUCAUAUCAGCAAGGAAAUAGACAACGAACCGGCAUUUGAAAAAAUCACAAAUGUAUCUCCUUCAGUCGGUAAUAGAAUAAUAAAGUCUCUGUCUAGUGGAUUACUACCGCAAUUAAAUAGGGCGAUUGGAAAAUUAACUGAACAUGAAGGGUCUCACAAGUUAAACAGACGUCGUACAGGAAUGGCGCGCUUAGAAGAAGACAUGCUACGAGUCCCAAUAGCAUUGGCUUUAGUUAAACUUCUUCAAAGAUUACCGGGAGAUAUUUUAAGGCAUCAACUUCCUGGCAUUAUUAUAAAACUAUGCUCCUUCUUGAAAUCACCAUUAAAACAAGUCAGAAUUACAGCACGAGAUAUUGUUAAGAAAAUAAUGUUAACAGUCGGUACAUCAUACUUAGGUGUACUGUUGGAACAUUUAACGCUUUUGCUCACACGAGGAUUUCAAGUUCACGUUUUGGUUGCAACUAUUCAUAACGUCUUAGAUGCUUUGAAAUCAGAUUUUAAAUCUGGUGAUAUCGACCAAAAUCUCGAUUACAUACUCGAUGUUUGUACUAAUGACUUAUUUGGCGCUUUGUCAGAAGAGAAAGAAGUUGACAAACUACAUUAUAAAACACCUGAAGCGAAACCAAGCAAAAAAAGUUAUGUCACCCUUUUGAUUGUAGCUCAGAACAUCACGGAAAAGUGUUUAAUAAAUCUUCUCUUACCUUUUAAAGAAGUAUUACAAAAACAUCAUUCGAAAAAAAUCGUCGUUAAAGUUCAAGAAGCGUUAAUGCAUAUAACAAGUGGAUUAGUUACAAACAAGCUUAUUGAAAUUGAAUCUCUAUUUGUUUUUCUUCACGGCCUUGCUUCGGAAAGUAUACCGGAAUUUGUAUUAAGUGCACCCAAACGUGAACUGACAGAGGCACAAAGAGAAAAAAUGCUUAGAGCUAAACCUGAUUGUUUUAUCGUUCCUGAAAUACCGAAACGUAAUAAGGAAUCUCAAGCCAGAAAUGUUAAGACAUCUUCUAAAACAAACGCUCACGUCAUCAUCGAAUUUAGUUUGAACAUAUUAUACGUAAUUCUUAAAAGAGAAAAGGUUCCUAGAAUAGAUUGUAAAGCGUUUGUGGAUCCUUUAAUACCACUUUUAGUUGAUGCCUUGAAUAGUGACCAUGUCAAAGUAACUACGGUUGCUAUGAAAUGUAUAGCAACUUUAUGGACGAUUAGAGUCAGUACAUCGACUCUCGAAGAAAUGACAAAAGACAUAGUAAAGACAAUAUUUUCCAUAUUACACAAGUUUGCAACGUUUGGGAUUAGUAAACAGAACGACAAUUACCAUUUAGUUAGAAAUGCAUUUAAGGCAGUAACAGUUCUUAUAAGAAAUGUAAAAUAUUUCACAUUAGAAGCUGAGCAAUUGAAAACUCUUUUACUCUACGCGGAAGAAGAUUGUCAGAACGAUGAACGCCAAGCCAACUCGUUUUCAUUAUUAAAAGCUAUAUUGGAAGCGAAAUUAGUGUCAAGUGAAUUGCAUGAGGUCAUGCAGAAGGUGUCUCAAAUUUGCAUUCUAAGUGAAUCGGCUCGGUCGAGGGAAGAAGCUCGCGUAAUUUUCGUGAAUUACUUAACUCACUAUACGCCCGGUAAAAGAUUGGAGAAAUAUAUACAAUUUUUCAUUACACAGUUAAAUUAUGAACUGCAACAUGGAAGGGAGUCUUCUUUAAAGUUUCUAGAUAUGAUCAUCAAUAAACUUAAUGUCGAUCAAUUGAAGAAUCACGGCGAUUACAUGUUUCUGUCUUUAGGCGCUUGUAUGGUAAAUGAUAGCGCUCCAGAGUGUCGGGCUUCAGCAGCCGCUUGUAUUGAAUCCAUGUUGAAGAAGUUCCCAGCUAUCGAGAGGAAUAAACUCUUUGAACUAGUCCUUGCUUUCUUUAAGGAUACUCAGCCAAUACAUUUCGAAUUAGGUGCGCAACUUUGUAUACGUUUCGUAAACGUCGAAGAAGAUAAGUUUCAAAGUCGCCUCGAUAGUAUACUGUCAUCAGUUAAUGGCAAAAUACAUUUACUAAGUAACGCCGUUACAGAAGGUAGAUUUGUCAAAGUCAAAUUAGACGAAGGACAUGAUAAGACGGACGAAGAAAAGCAAAAUGAAAGGGACCAUAGCUUAAUACAAAUGUUGAAUUUGAUUGACAAGAUAACGAUAAAUUGCUCGACCAGUUUGAAGAACAAGAAGUAUAUGAGUGAUUUCGACGAUGUAGCUCAGCAGUGUCAAGUGCUGUUAGCUUAUCCACACUCGUGGGUCAGAUUGAAAGCUGUUAAGAUAUUGGGUACAAUUUUAUCAGCGAUAGAUGUUGAAGAAUUGAAUGGGUUGUCCAAGGAGGUUGAGUGUGAAAGAGGUUUCAUCUUUGAUGAUACUGAAAACUGUUUGCGAAGUCUAGUGUUGGACUUGUGUGCCCAGUACACGCCAAAUGUGUCGCAAGAUAUGGCUGAUCAGGUAACAGAUGUCUUAUUCCAAAUAUUGAAGCUUGUGAAUGAAAUGCCGCGUUUCAAAAUUUCAAACAAGACAAAGACAGAGGAAACAAUCGAAGAUUCGAAUUCGAAAGUGAAUAUAAGAUGGAUACUGUUCAAGUUAAGGAAGGCUGUUAACGUCGAAGUAGUUAAAGCGCCUAUCUGCAUGAAUAUUAGAAACGCCGUAUUCACGAUGUGGCUACACGUCAUCAGUUCACUAUCACCUGAAGAGAUUCUCACUAUAAUCGACGUGUUCCUGCCGCCGAUUGUUCGAGAACUUUCCACUGGCGAAGGAAUGGCGGCGACACCCGCUAAACAAUUGGCAGGAAGAUUGGGCAAGAAAUUGAGAAGGAAAAUCGGGGAUAUCGAAUACAGCAAGAUGGCGGCUGAGGCUCAAACGAGGUUGAAUAUUAAAAGAGCUGAACGAAAGAAGUUAUUGCUACAAGAAAAGGUCAACAACCCAGAGAAAGCGGCUAAAAGAAAACUUCAAUUGCGUGAGAAAAAGAAAAAGGCGAAAAAAAUUAAACUCGAAAUGUUGCACGGCAAGAGACCAAGAGCUAAGAAGCGGAAGGCGGAAGAUGUUGACAUCGAGGACGAAUUAUUAAAAGAUACAGAAGAUUAAUCUAUAUAAAUUAUCUAAAACCGAAAUUAUUUUCAUCUGUAUAAAUAAUUUUCGGUGGAACCACAGAUUUAGAGAGAGCUAGAUACGGCAAGUCGUCCGACAAACUUGUCGAGCUACUACUUUAUUAUCUAGUCGAUCUAGACAGCGUUGAGU
Molecule: messenger RNA, 8580 nt
Organism: Vanessa tameamea
Lineage: Eukaryota; Metazoa; Arthropoda; Insecta; Lepidoptera; Nymphalidae
Product: small subunit processome component 20 homolog
Exons: 14
Coding region: 103-8427 (2774 amino acids)
Cellular component (GO): 90S preribosome; nucleolus; small-subunit processome
Source: RefSeq, a predicted model, not a curated record